This is a messenger RNA of Colletotrichum abscissum, 567 nucleotides long. RefSeq lists its product as uncharacterized. The record is from RefSeq and is a predicted model, not a curated record. The transcript has 2 exons. NCBI's taxonomy places the organism in Eukaryota, Fungi, Ascomycota, Sordariomycetes, Glomerellales, Glomerellaceae. Bases 1 to 567 code for a protein of 188 amino acids.
AUGGUUGAUCAAGCAAGACAGCGAGCCGAACAGACCGCCGCCCCAAAUCGGGAAACGGCGGCCAUGUUGGAAGCCGUUUCGGGCACCGAUGCCCGAAAAGUCUUGUUCGCACUCUGCAGGGAGGAUGAGCGUGUCCGCCGGCGAGCCGUUGACCUGUUGCAGAAGAUGCCAAGGACGGAUGUCUGCGCCAACUGUAAGGAGAAGUUUGAUGUCAACAGGAACGCUCCUGAUGCAUGUCGCUACCACCCUGGAGACUUUGAGUUAGACGAAGACCUAGAGGUCUGGGGCACAAUCGACGACAUUGGACAGUUCUGCGAAAUGGACAGCGAAGAAUCUCGAGCUGAUGUUCCAGAAGGCUUCAGAUGGAGCUGUUGCCAACGCGUCGGCGACGUGGAAGGUUGUCAAGAGGAGCAACACGUGGCCGUAUUGGAAUACCCCCCUUUGACAUUAGAAAGUUUCGGUGAGGGUCACCAUGCGGUGGAGAUUCCAGGGCAGCAAAGUCACGGCAAGCGCAAGGCUGAGGAGGAUAUUGUCGGCAUGGCGCAAAAGACAAGGACGGGUUCUUAA